Symbiodinium natans is the source of this 1596-nucleotide messenger RNA. Lineage: Eukaryota; Dinophyceae; Suessiales; Symbiodiniaceae. The record is from the annotation of a GenBank genome assembly.
AUGGUCUCAGCGUCCAUCGACGUUUGCUUGGACGAACCUGUGCCCAGCGAUCUGGAGGACUGGUCGGUGCGAAGCAACCCUCCUGCAGCCGGUAAUUCAAAGGAUGGCUGGGCUGAAGGGCAGAAUGAGCAUCUCGACCAUGAGCAGCUCGAGAUGCAGGUUACGAUGCUCGCGGACUUCCUUGCCAGACUUCAGCUCACGAGACCGGAGGUCUUGAGAGUUACGAAGGCUCGAAAUGUGCUCUGGCGGUUUGGAAAGGUGUUGCGUGAAGGAUCAACUGGAAGGAACCUCUAUGGACACAGUCGAAUGGCAUCCUCCAUAUUCCAGUUCUGGUCACACUCUUGGCAUGGUCCUGUCUGGUCGAAGAUCUUGAUGCUUCUCGUGGUGUGCAACGGCUUGCCUGCCGUGUUGCUUGGUACAGUGGCUUCGGUAGCCACGCGUAUCCUAAUUUCCCCUUACGUGGGGCCCCUGCCGCUAGACCGGGAACGCGGAUUGUGGUGUAUGCUGGCAGGAGUUGUGGUCUCCACACUAACGUUGCUAUGCUGGCAGUCUGCCAGGCGAGUUUUCCUUGACAGGAUCUGCAUCCACCAAACCGACCCCAGGCUGAAGGUAGAGGGCAUGCUCAACUUGGCAGCACUGCUGAAACACUCACGCUCCAUUCUGGUAUGUUGGGACUCGACAUACUUGAGGCGGAUGUGGUGUUGCGUGGAGCUGGCGGCGUUUUUGAAGUGCCACCCUGAUGGUCAGCUGAUUUUCAGGCCUGUCGGCUGGGGCCCCUGUGCAGUUGCUGUGUUCCUGUCCUUUGCAACGUUUCUGGUCACCCCGAACCUUCUGAUGGACAACUUGCCGAGUUCGGUGUGGCGGGAUCAAGACUGGCUUUUUGCCCUCGCUGGCGGGCUGAUGUAUGCGUUUUCUGUGGGUCUGUUCAUGUAUUUCACCAGCGCUGCAGCUCGUGCCCACUUCCGCGCAGUUUCUGCUGUCCAAAAGCAGCUAUCGACAUUCUCCUUCAACGGUGACACUUUCUGUCAUUGCUGCAGCGCGAACCACGUGAAUCGGAAGACUGGGGAGCAGAUGAUGUGCGACCGCAAGGCCAUGGAACUGUGUUUGGAGCAUUGGUUCGGUUCCGUCGCUGCUUUCGAUGAGAUGAUGCAGCGCAAAGUCUCCGAGGCGUUUGAUCGCAAAGUCUCGCAGUGCAUUUUGCCAUAUACAUGGCUGAUCGGGGCUACUGCCCCUAUGCUUUGGUGGGCAGUUCAUUCAAUCUUCCGAUAUUGGCACAACUCAUGGCUCGCCUUCACCAACUUCUACUACUUGAUUGGGUGGUGGUUGGGGAACAUCCCGGUUCUUGCGCUGCUGUGGCUGCGUAUCGCCCGCCGGGUGCAGCGGCGGCGAGACCGGCGGUGGAAGGAGGUUAUGUUGAACAUAGCCUGCUCCUGCUUGGCUGGCCUGAUGUUUGCAUUUGUUCGCGCGGUUGAGACUUCGUCCUCCUUUCUUAUAGGGAUUUAUGGCAUUGUCGUAGUUGUGUCCCUUUCUUUGCUACUUGACGCCUUUGUUCUGAUAUGUUGGGCCCCUAAGAUCGGAAUCGGCCGAGCCGCCUGA